AAAAACAAAUAAAAUAAAGCAAUUUUUUUUUUUUUUUUAAUUUUUUUUAAUUUUUUUUUUUAAUUUAGCGAUUAUACAAAACUGUAUACCGAUAUAUACAUUAUAGUAAUAAUAACAACAAUUACUGUUAUUAUCAUUUGACAAUGUGUGUAUGUAGAUAAAAAAUUAAUAUAAAAUAAUAAAUAAAAAUGGCUGAAAAUGGAUUUGAAUCUGAGAUUGGAUCUCAAGAGAAUCUCGCUGCUGAAGCAAUUAAUCUUGACAUUGAUGAGUUGGAUGAUACCGAGUAUGCAAUACCAGCAGUGGACAAACUACCCUCCUUAGAAAGUAUUUUAACAGAACCAGAUUGUGAUUCUCUUUCUGGUACAGAAUUAGAAAUUAAUACAGCAGUGGUAGGAGCAGCAACAACAGCAGCAGCAGCAGCAUCAUCAUCAACAUCAACAUCAUUUAUUGGAGAAAUAAUUGAUGAAAGUGAAACAACAAGUGUUGGUAGUUUAUUGUCUUUAAAUUCAUUAACUAAACCAAUUACACGUAAUCCUGAAUUUCCUCUAUCAGGUGUUAUAUUAAAGCAUGCAAUAAUGAGAGGUAUAACAUCACAAAUAAAAUCAGCAAGUGAUAAAGUAAAUGGUGGUUUAGCAAGUGCUGUUGCUGCUGGUGGAGAUAUGGUUGUUAUAGGUACUAGCCAUGGAUUAAUUUUAGCAUUUGAUUCAAAACAAACAUUAAGAUGGUGUAAUCAAGAAGCAAGACAUCAAGGUUCUGUUUCAUCAUUAGGAUUUAAUAAUGAUGGUACAAGAUUAUUAGCUGGUUUUGCAAGAGGUCAUAUUCUUAUGAUUGAUAAUAAUAUUGGAAAAGUAUUGAGAGUAUUAACGGAUGUUCAUUCACCUGGUACUGCUGUAUUAAAUGUUAAAUUUACAGAUUUACCAACAUUAGCAUUAUGUAGUGAUAGCGGUGGUUCUGUAUUUGAAUUAACUUUUAAACGAAUAAUGGGUGUUAGAGGAUGUGAUAGUAAAUGUUUAUUUAGUGGUUCACGUGGUGAAGUAUGUACAUUAGAACCACUUUUAAUAAAUAAUAUAUCUCGACAUCCAUUAAAAAAUUAUAUUAUUGUAGCAUUAGCAACAUUAUCGAAAAUAAUUGUUGUAUGUAUAAGACCUAGAAUAAGAGUUUUAUUAACUCAUCCACUUGUAGGACCACCAACAGCACCACCACAAAUAUCUUGGCAAUUAGUUGUUAUACAAUCAUCUGAUUCAUCACGUGUGAUUGAUCCAGUAUUGGCAUUAGCACGUGAAACAACAAUUCAUUUUUAUCAAGUAUCUUCAGAAGCUGGUUCACGUAUAAGAUUAUCACCAUUACGAAGAAUAACAUUAUCUUAUAUUAUUUGUAAUUUAAAAUGGUUAAAUACAAGAUCAUUGGCAAUAUUAGAUACACAAGAACGUCUUCAUUUACUUGAUGUAAGAACACAACAAGAUUUAGAAACUAUUGAUAUGAGUACUGUUGGUAUAUCAUAUGCAUCAAGUCAUUUUAAGGGUCUUUCAACUGGUGGUAAUGUAUCUAAAGCAAUGGCAUUAGCUGGUGAACGUGCAUCUUAUAAUACUGUUAUAACAUAUGGAAAUCAAUUAUUAUUAUUAGGUACUAAACGUCUUCAUAUUGUAUUUAUAAGAACAUGGUCUGAAAGAUUACGUUAUUUAACUUUACAAAAACGUUAUCCUGAAGCACUUUCACUUGGUUUAUCAUUUUAUCAAGAUAAAGGUAAAGCUGUUGUAGGUUUAAGUGGUUUAAAAAAAGUUCGUAAACGUAUGACAUUUAUUAAAACAAGUCAAAUUCUUAUUCAGUAUAUGCAAGAAUUAAUUAAAUUACCAGAACCAACAAUUCCAACAACAACUAAUGAUUCCAAUAAUGAUAAUUUAUUUAAUAAUAAUAAUGAAAAUGAUAUUAUUACAACUUGUGUUGAUUAUGCUGUACAAUUAGAAAAUAUUCAUUUAUUAUUUGGACCACUUUGGGAUUUAGUUUGUGAAAGUACAAUAUUAAAAGGUUAUUAUUUACGUGCUUUAGAAGGUCCUUUACUUGAUGGUAGUCUUCCACCACGAUUACCUCCAUUAAUUGCUCAACAAUUAGUUUCAUUAUAUGAUAAAGAAAAAAAAUAUAAAUCAUUGCAAACAAUAAUCGUAUUAUUGGAGAUUGAUUGUUUGGAUAUUCAUCAAGUAACAACUUUAUGCCGCGAACGUUGUCUUUGGGAGGGACUUAUUCAUCUUCAAACAGUAGCAUUGGGUGAUUAUACAGCCCCUAUUCAUCAAUUAAUUCCUGUAUUACAAAAUUAUUUAAUAAAUAGUAAUAAAUCAUUGUCAUCGUCAUUAUCAUCUGACUGUAUUAAACUUGGUAAUGCUUUACUUGUUUAUGCGAGUUGUUGUUUAGCUGGUAGAGGAUUUCCACGUGGUGAUUUACCAGAGGGACAAUCUCAACGUGCUAAAGCUCAAGUACUUGGUGCUUUAUUAUCACAACAUUCAAGUCUUGCAGAAGAUAAUGAAAGACAAUAUCCGUAUUUACGUACUUUAUUACGUUUUGAUCCACGUGGAUUUUUAGACGUUAUUGCUAUGGCAUUUCAAGAACCAGAAUUUAAAACUGAAAUGGGUUAUCGUCAACGUCAACGACUUAUUGAUAUAUUACUAAGUAUUGUUAUUCCAUCAACACCACUUACUCCUGAUAAUCCAGAUUAUUUAGAUGAUAAUAAAAAAGCUUUAGUAUUGGUAUUUAUUGCCAAUCAAAUAGCUUCUACAACAGUAACACUUGAAUCAAAUGUUUUAAAUCAACUUGUUGAAUUAUUAUGCACUGAAAAUAUAAAUAAAACAAUAAAAAUAACUCGAGAUGAAAAAUUAGAACGUGAAAAUGCUGUAUUACAAUUAAUUUAUAAUAAUAAAUUAAAUGGAAUAACAGACAAUACAUUAUUAAAUCUUGCACAGAGAGUUAAUUAUUAUAGAAUUUCUCAAGUUAUUUAUACUGCUCGAGAUGAUUGGAUAUCUGUUUGUAAAUGUUUUAUAUCUGAUUGUUAUCGGCAGCAUCAAGUUUGGCCUUGGCUCGAAAAACUUUCAACAAGUGAAUUAACUAAAGUUAUACUUGUUAAUAUUACAGCUUUAGUAACUAUUGAUGUUGAUAGAAUAUCAAAUUUAAUAGCUAAACGUAUACCAACUAAAAUAAAUAAUAUUAUUGAAAAAUUGAAUAAUGAAAACAAUGAAAAUAAUUCAAGACUUGAAUAUUCACUUUUAUUGUCAUUUUAUCAAUUAAAUCAAUAUAAAGAAGAUGAACAAGAUUAUAUUAAACUUGAAUUAUCAACACAGCAUUUAGAAAGACUAUUAAUUCUUAUGUGUGAAUAUGAACCCACUAGAGUUGUUAAUCAUAUGAAUGGACCUCAUGGAUGUCGUUUGGAUCAAGCUUUAAUAAUUGUUCAAAAUGCUAAUCAUCAAGAAGCUAUAGCUUUAAUGUUUGAAAAAAUGGGAAAUUAUCAGGACGCUUUUGAAUUAUUAUUAAAUAAAUUACAACAACAAUUAUCAAUAUACUACAAUAAUAAUAAUAAUAGUAACAACAGCAACAUUCCAAAUAAUGAUGAAAUUAUAAUAACUGCAACAAUAAAUAUAUCUGGAUUAUGUAGAAGAUCUGCGGGUAAUUUAGAUUGGAUGCCACUUGUUGAAACUGUUCUUCAGCCAUAUAAUAGUAAUAAUAAUAAUAAUAAUAAUAAUAGAGUUGAAAUAUUACGUGGUAAAUUGUUAAAAGUUGUUCUUGAAGCACUUAGCGGUACUAAUGCUUUGUCAAUUGUAUUGGAACGAAUUUUAAAGCAUCCAUUGGCAACUUCUGGUACAGUAGGUGAUAUACGUCAAUUACUUACUGGAGUAUUGACUCAUUCGCGAUAUGAACAAGUUCUUGUUGAAAAAACAGCGAAAUUAGUUAGUCUGGAAUUACAUGAAUCACUAAAAAAAACUCUUAGAGAUGCAGGAAGAGCAUGUGCUAGUACUUGCACUGUUUGUCCAGUUUGUCGAAAAAUUUUUAGUCAAUCAACAGAUUAUACAGUUUUUUUUUGUUGUGGUCAUGGAUUUCAUUUGCAAUGUCUAGGUGAUAAAAAAUUAUGCUACAAAUGUCUUAAUGACAAAGGUUGGGCACCUGUUGCAACAAAUUGUAGACCUGAAUCCAGACCACUUCCUGAAAGGCCACAAAUUAUCCCACCGAUAUUUAUGCGCGGUCGUGAUUUUACACUUAAACUUGCUGCACCAACUGUUUUACCAAAUCUUGAAGGUAUUUUUUAAAACAAUUUAAUCUAGUCUUUUUAACUGUUAAAACAAUCUCAUUAUUAUUAGUAUCAUUUAUUUUAUACUUGUAAAUAAAUGAUGAUAAUAAUAAUAAUAAUAAUAGAGUUAUUUCUGUUAUAUUAUUGAUAAUUGUAAAAGUUUUGUUUUAAUAAAUAAUAAUCAUAUUAAUAAAAUAAAUAUA
Molecule: messenger RNA, 4470 nt
Organism: Microplitis mediator
Lineage: Eukaryota; Metazoa; Arthropoda; Insecta; Hymenoptera; Braconidae
Gene: Vps8
Product: vacuolar protein sorting-associated protein 8 homolog
Exons: 4
Coding region: 189-4286 (1365 amino acids)
Biological process (GO): endosomal vesicle fusion; protein targeting to vacuole
Cellular component (GO): HOPS complex; late endosome
Molecular function (GO): protein binding
Source: RefSeq, a predicted model, not a curated record